GACGACGACCUGGGUACGGACUCAGGGAUUGAAGCACUCGUGACGGCUCUGAAGGAGGCGAUCGAGGGCAUCGUUCCGAACCGAGUGGGCGAGAUUUUCGACAAGUACUUCGACAGUUCGAGUCGGCGCAGCGCGGAGUCGGUGGGCUCGUUGCUGACAAAGAGGAGCGAAGUUCGGCAACAAUUCCUGGGAGCGGACAAGUCUACCAAGCUGAGUGAAAAUAUCGAGGUAUAUUUCCUGCUGAAGCUGAGUGGCCUGUCCAAGGCUCAGCACUCCCAG
Molecule: messenger RNA, 279 nt
Organism: Prorocentrum cordatum
Lineage: Eukaryota; Dinophyceae; Prorocentrales; Prorocentraceae
Source: the annotation of a GenBank genome assembly